Molecule: messenger RNA, 727 nt
Organism: Astrephomene gubernaculifera
Lineage: Eukaryota; Viridiplantae; Chlorophyta; Chlorophyceae; Chlamydomonadales; Astrephomenaceae
Source: the annotation of a GenBank genome assembly
CAGCGAGGGGCGGUUGGAGCCCCUGGAGCGGUGCGGGCGGGUGGAGGGCGGCCUCUUCCUAGCGGGCUGCGUCCUGCCGCUGCUGCAGGCAGGGGGAGGAGCAGGGGCAGGGGCUGUGAAGGGGGGUGGAGGCAAGGGCGGCAAGGGCUCCAGGGAGGCAGCUGUACGGCAGCAGGGGCGGUUGGUGUCCAACAUAGGGCCCAUCACCUCGUGGCGUGUGCGGUACUCGCCUGACCAGGAACCCAAGCUGCUGAUCUGUACGGCACUCGCGCAGUACGAGUGCGGCAAGCCCACCGUGCCGUACCGCAAGCUGCUGAGCGAGCUGCUGACGCGAGUGGAGCUGGCGGGGGCGGUGCACCGGGCGCUGUGUCCGGAGGCGGGCGGGCGGCUGGAUGCGGGGUACAACGAGGUGUGCUGCGCAGUGGCAAGGAACAAGAUUUCCAAGCAGUACGGCGGAUCUGGGUACGCACUGAAGCUCAAUGGGCGCUUCAUCCUGGAGCAGCUGGCGGCCAUGGCCUGCUCUAGCGGCCCUGCGCCCACUUCAGCCGCCACCGUUGCUGGUAAUACCACCGCCGCCGCCACCACCGCAGCAGCAGCAGCCGCUGGCGACAAGGGCAAGGGGCCUGCGGACAAGGGCAAGGGGCCUGCGGACAAGGGCAAGGGGCCGGCGGCAGGGGGCUGUUCGUACGACAAUGGGCCCUUUGCGGCCGGGCUGAGGGCGGCGAUG